GUAGUAGCUGGAAGUGAAGAUUAAUUUUUAUAGAUUGUACGGAAAAAUUAGGGUUUUCAAAAGUUUGGUUUUCAAAUCAUGAAGCUGUCAACAUCUGGAUUGGGUCAACAGGGUCAUGAAGGAGAGAAGUGUCUGAAUUCUGAGCUAUGGCAUGCUUGUGCUGGACCAUUAGUCUCUCUUCCAUCAUCUGGUAGUCGAGUUGUUUACUUUCCACAGGGUCACAGUGAACAGGUAGCUGCUACAACUAAUAAGGAAGUUGAUGGUCACAUACCCAAUUACCCAAGCCUACCACCACAAUUGAUAUGCCAGCUCCAUAAUGUUACAAUGCAUGCAGAUGUCGAGACGGAUGAAGUCUAUGCUCAAAUGACACUUCAGCCAUUGACACCGGAGGAGCAGAAGGAAACAUUUGUACCGAUUGAGUUGGGGAUCCCGAGCAAGCAACCUAGCAAUUAUUUCUGUAAGACUCUCACAGCUAGUGAUACUAGUACACAUGGAGGGUUUUCUGUUCCUAGACGUGCUGCUGAGAAAGUUUUUCCUCCAUUGGAUUACACACUGCAGCCACCAGCUCAAGAACUGAUUGCAAGGGAUCUCCAUGAUGUUGAAUGGAAGUUUAGGCAUAUCUUUCGGGGACAGCCCAAACGGCAUCUCCUAACUACUGGAUGGAGUGUCUUUGUCAGUGCUAAGCGACUAGUAGCUGGAGAUUCUGUCAUUUUCAUCAGGAAUGAAAAGAAUCAACUCUUUUUGGGAAUACGUCAUGCCACUCGGCCACAGACUAUUGUACCAUCAUCUGUUUUAUCUAGUGAUAGCAUGCAUAUUGGACUCCUUGCUGCUGCUGCACAUGCUUCUGCAACUAAUAGCUGUUUCACUGUUUUCUUUCAUCCAAGGGCUAGCCAAUCUGAGUUUGUGAUACAACUUUCCAAGUACAUUAAAGCCGUUUUUCACACGCGUAUUUCAGUUGGGAUGCGCUUUCGCAUGCUCUUCGAGACAGAAGAGUCGAGUGUCCGCAGGUACAUGGGUACUAUAACUGGUAUCAGUGAUCUAGAUUCUGUUCGUUGGCCAAACUCUCAUUGGCGGUCUGUCAAGGUUGGCUGGGAUGAAUCGACUGCAGGGGAGAGACAGCCAAGGGUUUCUUUAUGGGAGAUUGAGCCUCUUACUACCUUUCCUAUGUAUCCAUCUCUGUUUCCUCUCAGACUAAAACGUCCAUGGCAUGCUGGCACUUCAUCAUUGCCUGAUGGAAGGGGUGAUUUAGGAAGUGGUCUAACAUGGUUAAGAGGAGGUGGAGAGCAGCAAGGUUUGCUUCCUCUAAAUUAUCCAUCUGUUGGUUUGUUUCCAUGGAUGCAACAAAGGCUGGAUCUCACUCAAAUGGGGACUGAUAAUAAUCAGCAAUACCAAGCAAUGUUAGCUGCUGGAUUGCAGAACAUCGGCGGUGGAGAUCCUCUUAGACAGCAGUUUGUCCAGCUGCAAGAGCCUCACCAACAAUAUCUUCAACAGUCAGCUUCCCAUAAUCCUGAUUUGAUGCUUCAGCAGCAGCAGCAUCAACAAGCGCGCCAUCUCAUGCAUGCUCAAUCCCAGAUUAUGAGUGAGAAUCUUCCGCAGCAGAAUAUGCGACAAGAAGUUAGUAACCAACCAGCUGGACAGCAGCAGCUACAGCAAGCGGACCAAAAUGCAUAUCUUAAUGCUUUCAAAAUGCAAAAUGGCCAUCUUCAACAGUGGCAGCAUUCGGAGAUGCCGUCACCUUCAUUCAUGAAAGAUUUUCCUGACUCAAGCAACAAAUUUGCAACAACUGCUAGUCCGAUGCAACAGAACUCUGCCUCUCCGGCUUCUGGAGAUGGCAGCAAUCUUUUGAAUUUUUCUAUAACCGGUCAGUCUGUACUGCCUGAGCAGUUAACAACAGAAGGUUGGUCUCCAAAAGCAUCCAACACUUUUUCUGAACCGUUGUCACUUCCACAAGCCUAUCCUGGGAAAAGUCUUGCUCUAGAACCUGGAAAUCCCUCUCUUUUUGGUGUUGAUCCUGACUCUGGACUCUUCCUCCCCAGUACGGUUCCUCGCUUUGCUUCCUCAUCAGGAGAUGCUGAAGCUUCCCCUAUGUCACUAACAGAUUCAGGAUUUCAGAAUUCCUUAUUUGGCUGCAUGCAAGACACUCAUGAGUUAUUGCAUGGAGCUGGACAGAUUAACCCGUCCACCCAAACCAAGAACUUUGUAAAGGUUUAUAAAUCUGGUUCGGUUGGGCGUUCACUAGACAUCUCCCGAUUCAGCAGCUAUCACGAGCUGCGAGAAGAGUUAGGGAAGAUGUUUGCUAUCGAAGGGUUGUUGGAAGACCCCCUUAGAUCAGGCUGGCAGCUUGUAUUCGUUGACAAGGAAAAUGAUAUUCUUCUCCUUGGCGAUGACCCGUGGGAGUCAUUUGUGAAUAACGUUUGGUACAUAAAGAUACUAUCGCCGGAAGAUGUGCAGCAAAUGGGAGAUCAUGGUGAAGGCAGUGGUGGGUCAUUCCCGCAAAACCCGACCCAUCUCUAGAAGCUGUUUGGGUGUAGAUCCUAUAUCCUGCUACAUUGCGGGAGCCUUUGUUUUCGUUUGAAGACACUUCCACUGAUCUUUAUAUGCCAUUCGUUCGCAUCUCUCUCAUUUUGACGUUUUUAGAAAGAAACAUAAUCAUAUUUG
This is a messenger RNA of Arabidopsis arenosa, 2658 nucleotides long. The record is from the annotation of a GenBank genome assembly. NCBI's taxonomy places the organism in Eukaryota, Viridiplantae, Streptophyta, Magnoliopsida, Brassicales, Brassicaceae.